AACAAGGGGAGAUGCUUGCCUUAGGAACACACAGCUCUGAAUGGAAGCUUGAGAUAGGCGAAGUAUUUUAGAUCUGCCUUUGAUUCUAUCCUGCCAAGAUUCCUUGUUAAAAGAAUGUCUUAAUUCACUGGGGAAAUAUUCAUGGCUUCCUCCCAAAGAUACUGAUGGGAAAUUUUGGGUGGGCAAAGUAUGUGAACAAUAAACAAAAUCCUAAGAUAGUCAAUGCAGUGAAAAUAGUAGCUGCUGCUCAGUUAUGCCCCAGCAAGGCAGCACUCUGGUUCCAAACACACGCUGUUAAACAACAGAAGAAGCAAGAGAGAUGGGAGAAGCUCAGUUAUGCAAUACAAAAGCAGAGUGUUGAGCUGGGCAGGUGAUGCAGGAUUUGGAUAACGAAGCAGGAGAACGGAAAGCAAGGAUUAGCAUCUUGGAAGCAGACUUAAGGAGCGGGCGGUGAGGACAAUGCCCCUGCCACUGGAAACGCUGGAGGAAUAGUCCUGGCAGCCAGGAGGCCUUCUAAUUGCAAAGGCGAAGUUGCUCAGCCGCAGGCCUCACUGCAGGAGAAAAGCCAGAUACGCUUCCCAUCCAAGAGUGCCUCCAACAGGCUGGGCUGCAGCACCAGACCGGCACCAUCACAGAAUUGCUCCCAUGAAGGCUUUGGCUAUCCAGUCCAGAGAGGAUCCAGAUUUGCCCAUGUCUAAACCAGGACCUUUUGGUGCCAUGACUUCAGAACACGAAGAAGUUGAUGUUGUGAAUGGACUAGCGCUGAAUACCAAACAGCAUGAGAAAGAUCAGGAGUCUGCCAAAAUCUGUGCUGGAAAAGGAGCUGUGACUCUUUGGGCAUCUCCGGCUUCUGAGAAGAGUCUAAGGAUUAGCCAUCUAAAGUAUACGCCGGACAUCCAGCACACAGAAAUUCAUCCAGUCAAAGAGCAAGGAGAAACCAACACAGAUGGCUGGAGAAGACUUCCUGGUGUUGACUCAAACAGGGAGAUUCUGUCUGUGAAGGAUUACUGGAGUGUGAGGCCAAACCUCUCUGAGAGCAGGUCACAUGAUGCCACUUCCUCUGCUACCACCUCAGUUCAAACUGAGGUCAUAACAGGGCCAUUCCAACAGAUUCAGCCAGGCAGAGAAGAAUCCAGCCCAAGCACGCCACCGGUGCCUCUCCGCCAUUUUGACCAAGGGUUAGAAUUUUCAAACGACGCGUCUCCUGGUUUCCUUCUGGCCCUUCCAACGCUAGAUGAUUUCAUUCCCCCUCACCUUCAGAGAGCUCCCAACCACCAGCACCCAUUGUUUUCACCUCAGACUGCACUACACACGCAUGCAACACUGCCUUCACUCUCAUCACCACCUCCUCUGCUGACCCCUCCAGCCACAGAAAUCUCAAGCAGCAUCUUGGAGACCGACAGCAUAGGAAUGGUCUUUCGAACAGAUACCUGCCCCCAGCCACAUGAAGUCUCUAAGCCCAGGGGUGGCCCUGCUGCCUCAAUGGCGAUCAGCAAAUCUUUGGGGGCAUACCCUUCCACCACAAUUGUCAACCCUACAAUUGUCCUUUUGCAGCACAACCGAGCGGAACAGCAAAAAAGGCUUAGUAGCCUUGCAGAUCCACUGCCUGAUCCACCAGUCACUGAUAAAGUAGAUGAUAUAUCUGUUCGACAGAAGUUAAAUCCAGGCAAGGAAGAUGCAACAGAGGAACAGAAGAGAGUUGUUAAUAAUUCUCAGCAUAUGGCUGAUGAUUCUCUGGAUCCCAUAGGCAUUCCACUAAGAAAUACAGAGCGAUCCAAGGACUGGUACAAGAUCAUGUUCAAACAAAUCCACAGAUUAACGAAAGACCCUCCUGAAGAAAACCCUUAUUGCCCUACCUACAUAUUCCCUGAGCUUCCUGCUAUUCAGCCCAAAAGCAAAGAUGAGGAUUCUGAUUCAUAUUUUCCACAGGACUCCUUCGGCAAAGAAUCAAGAGCACAAACUUCAGUGCCCCGUUCCAAGAGUGAGAAUGAUACUAUUAGCACAGACAAGAUAAUGAAGAGAUCUGCCACCUUGCCACUGCCAGCUCGUUCCUCAUCUCUUAAGUCGGACUCUGAGAGGAAUGAUUGGGAGCCUCCAGACAAAAAAGUGCACACAAGGAAGUGCCGGGCUGAACCUAAAAGCAUUUAUGAAUAUCGUCCAGGGAUGUCCUCGGUUCUGGACAAUGAAACAUUGCCUCGGGAUAUAAGCCCAGAAGAGAUAGAUUUAAAGAAUGAGCCUUGGUAUAAAUUCUUUUCGGAAUUGGAGUUUGGGAAACCGCCUCCAAAAAAGAUAUGGGAUUAUACUCCUGGAGAUUGCUCUAUCCUUACUAGAGAGGAUAGAAAGGUGGAUCCAGGAAGAAACCACUGCUUUUAUCAUACUGAAUUAGAUGCAGAUAUAGACAAAAUGGAGAAGCUUUAUAAAGCCCCAGAUCAAAAGCAACUGAAGAAUACAGCAAGCUCCCCUCCACUGGAAACACUCUCAGACCAUUUCUGUCACUACCAUCCUGUAAAGAGAGAGUUGGAAACAGAGCUUGGAAAUUCCACUGGACUGGGAAGCGAAAGGCAAAUCUAUAAAAGUGUUUUGGAAGGUGGAGAUAUCCCAUUGCAAGGGCUGAGUGGCUUGAAGCGCCCAUCCAGUUCAGCAUCCACAAAAGAUUCAGAAUCACCGAGACAUUUUGCAACACUUGAUUAUAUAGAGAGUCCUGAAGAAAUGUUCCAAAGGCACAACAGUGAUAAAGAGAAACUUUUAGAGGACCAGAGACGGCUUAAACGUGAGCAAGAGGAGGCUGAUAUUGCAGCCAGAAGGCACACAGGGGUCAUUCCUACGCACCAUCAGUUUAUCACUAAUGAGCGCUUUGGGGACCUUCUAAUUAGAGACGAUACAAUCAAAAGGAAAACUGGGUCAGAGAUGAGAGCAGCCAGAGUGAAGUUUGACUUUAAAGCCCAGACAUUAAAGGAACUCCCGUUACAGAAAGGAGAUACUGUUUACAUUUAUAAGCAGGUUGAUCAGAACUGGUAUGAAGGAGAACACCACGGCAGAGUGGGCAUCUUCCCACAAUCUUACAUAGAGUUGCUUUCCCCAACAGAAAACAUCCAAACUAAAAAAUCAUCACCAGUGCAGAUCCUGGAAUACGGAAAUGCAAUUGCCAAAUUCAGUUUCAGUGGAGAUACCGCUGUGGAAAUGUCCUUCAGAAAGGGAGAAAGAAUCACACUGAUUCGACAAGUAGAUGAGAACUGGUAUGAAGGAAAAAUCCUCGGCACCCUUCGCCAAGGCAUCUUCCCUGGCUCUUAUGUGGACAUACUUAAGCAGCCAGUGCUGAAGGACAUGUCAGGCUAUGCCCACCAACCGCUGAAUUGCAGCCUGACUGCUCCACAGCCUUCAUUGCGGCCAGGACCAGAUCUCACAGAAUCGGAAAAGAACUAUGUGCAACCACAAGUCCUGCCGUCAGAAACUGGCCUUGACCGGAAGCAUGCCACACAAGAAAUACUUACCUAUCGAGCGCUUUACAGCUAUGUCCCACAGAAUGAUGAUGAACUGGAGUUAAGAGACGGAGAUAUAAUAGAUGUUAUGGAAAAGUGUGAUGAUGGCUGGUUUGUUGGCACAUCAAGGAGAACCCAACAGUUUGGGACUUUCCCAGGCAACUAUGUGAAGCUACUAUCCUUUUAGAAACUAUGGGCAGGCUCUUCGUGUCAUCUGCAGAGACUGAGGAGGACCUGAGUAUGACAUUUCUAAAACAAUCCUUGGGAAAGAGAACUUUAUGAAUGGAGCAGCCGAGACAGUAGGAGUGGACAUGGAAUGUGGUGAAAUGCUGGAGUUAUGCUGCAAAGUUCCUGCUUCCUUUGAACGUGUAUGGAGGAGAGGAGACAGGAUGAUUGAGCCUUUAUACUCUGCUGUUUGAUUCUGUUUUUAUUCUCUAGGGAGUAUGUGAUAAGGCUUGGCUUUCCUUCAGACGUGAGCAUUGCUCUCCCUAAUGAAGCUAGGGGGAAAGAACAGAAGGAAACAAAACAGGGUUUCUGUUGGACAGGAGGAAGAAGAAAAGGAGGGGGAGCAUGUAUUGCCAGGAGCACAGGGUGUAGAUUGUUGGACUGCAGCCUGGCUACUAUCCUGCUUAAAUACCCUGCAGCUUUUGUUGGCUCUCAGGGACCAGUUUUAUAUGAAAGGCCGUAUUGUCAACAAUCAUGGAAGUCCUCCUCUCUCCCAAGGACAAAAACCACAGAACCAGACUGUAGUCCAGCAACAUCUAGAGGGCCAAGUUUGCCCACCCUUAUUCUAGUGGUUGACAGAUUCCAAACUGAGUGGCUAGAAUAAAGGAAGACAGACUGUGGUAUAGCAUCUAUUCCAUUUUGGAUUAUCCUGCAAAAUAUUCCUGAAUGUGCCUUUCUAGAAGUGAUCAUAAAUGUAAUUUCUGGCUGCAUCUUUUUUUUUUAAUCUAGAAAUACAGUCAAACUUAUAUUGUGCACACUUGUUUGGAAGUAAACCCCAUUGUAUUCAUUCAUAGUUUCCCUUUAUUGGACUUCGUUGCUGCUUUUUUAUAGUCAUUUUGAUUGUGAUUGGCAUAAUAAUACUCUAAAAUAAACUUUUUUUCUGCUGUGUUUUUAUAGUUUAUCCACAAUAGCAGCAGGAAAUUCACAUUCAGCAUAUUUUCACUCUCUCAUAUAUUAGUCUCCAGAAUAGCAAAACAUGUUUAGGUUUCUCCAUCCCAAGAUCAGCCAAAAACAUCAACUGAAGUGCUUUAAUAAUAUGAUUGUAAAUAUGUAUAUUCCCUUUGUAAAAACGUACAAAUCUUAUAUUGCAAAUUGAAAUAUAAAACUGGGUCUUUUAAAAAUAGUUUGAGGAGGAUCUUUCCAUUUUAUUUAUUAUCACGCUAAACAAAUUAGUAAUUGUGCUACAAAGUGCUGUUUUUCAUUGGAAUAGAGAGUUAGCAUUUAUUGCUUCGAUUGCACUAAAAUGGCUUGCUGUGUUCUGCAGCUUUGUGCUCGAGUGGAGUUUCUAGAAUGCCAUCCAUUUGGAGGCUUGAUGGAGGUGUAGGCAGCCUUAAUAGCUGACGGAGGCCAUGCGAUGGGCACACUCAGAUUAGCUGCCGUGGGAAGGUGGUCAGUUCCCAAAAUACAUGCAAAUGGCAUGGCCAGUCACGAAACACCCCUUUCCUAGGUGAACAAGGGCCCUCAGAGUUGCCAGCCAUCCUAGUGAGGUGCGAAGACAUUGCUAUAGAUUAAAAUUCCUAUUUAUUUUAUUUAGUAAUAUAUUUUUAAAAAGAGGUGUAGUCUACCCUGUUUUAAGGGACAUUUGAAUAUUUUUAUUUUAGGGUUGGCAGUAAAAUUACAGGAUUGAACAAUUUUAUUCUGCAAAUAUCUUAACAAUAUUGGUAGCAUGUAACUAACCCAAUAGCAUUUUUAACUAUUAUAUAUUUAUAUUCCUGCUGACAUAGUUCUAAGCAAAAAGUUAUUCUUGUCUUUGUUUCAUUUUACAGAGGAUUAUUACUUUACAGUUAACAAAUGGAAAUGUUUAAAGCAUGUUUCCUUGUGUAAAAUAUUAAAUAAACAUUAACCCAACCUGAA
Messenger RNA from Candoia aspera, 5558 nucleotides. RefSeq names its product sorbin and SH3 domain containing 1 (gene SORBS1). The coding region runs from base 646 to 3666 and encodes 1006 amino acids. Lineage: Eukaryota; Metazoa; Chordata; Lepidosauria; Squamata; Candoiidae. Gene Ontology annotation, cellular component: cytoplasm; nucleus; cell-substrate junction. The record is from RefSeq and is a predicted model, not a curated record. The transcript has 30 exons. Gene Ontology annotation, molecular function: protein binding. Gene Ontology annotation, biological process: cell-substrate adhesion.